This is a messenger RNA of Penicillium digitatum Pd1, 204 nucleotides long. The record is from RefSeq and is a predicted model, not a curated record. Lineage: Eukaryota; Fungi; Ascomycota; Eurotiomycetes; Eurotiales; Aspergillaceae.
AUGGCAGAUAAUGUGCCAGUUGGUAUGCUCUGUUCUCAUCAAGAUGAUCUGGAACGAGUGAGCGCAAAACAGGAUCAGAAAGUACAUCCAGAGUCGGCACCAUUGGACGUUGACGAAAAUGAAAAACAUAAGCGCGAGGUGGCCCCGGAUGGUGGCUAUGGCUGGGUCUGUGUUGCCUGUGUUUUCUGGAUAAAUGCGGCAUAA